CUGGCCCUCGGCUCCCGCCCCUCCUGGCCCUGCUUCGCCUGCUCCUCCGGCCCUGCUCCCCGGGGGCGGCCAGCACACUCUCCCUCCGGCUGCCGGCCCGACAUGCCCCCUCCUCUCGCCGCCCUCCUGCUCCUCCCGCUGCUGGGGCUCCCUGCCCAGGGCAUUCGGGAGCCGGGGGGCCCGGGCCCUGCCCCGCCGCCGGACCCCUCCGUGGUCAUCGCCCUGCUGGCCCGCAACGCCGCCCAUUCGCUGCCGCACUACCUGGGGGCUCUGGACCGGCUGGACUACCCCAAGGGACGCCUCGCCCUCUGCCUGUCACAGGUGUGCUACGGACCACAAUGAAGACAACACGACGCAGAUGCUGCAGGAGUGGCUGGCGGCCGUGGGCAAGGACUAUGCCUCUGUGACGUGGCGUCCCCAAGGCGAGCCUAGGUCCUACCCGGAGGAGGAAGGCCCCAAACACUGGACCAGGGAGCGCUACCAGUUCCUCAUGGAGCUGAGGCAGGAGGCCCUGGACUUUGCUCGGUCUUGGGGGGCUGACUAUAUCUUGUUCGCCGACACGGACAACAUCCUGACCAACAACCAGACCCUGCGCUUCCUGGUGGAGGAAGGGCGGCCGGUGGUGGCCCCCAUGCUGGACUCCCAGACCUUCUACUCCAACUUCUGGUGCGGGAUCACCCCCCAGGGGUAUUACCGACGCACGGUGGAAUAUUUUCCCACCAAGAAGCGGCAGCGGCUGGGCUGUUUCUCAGUCCCCAUGGUCCACUCCACUUUCCUGCUGGCUCUACGUGGGGAGGGGGCUGCCCGGCUCGCCUUCUACCCCCCCCACCCCAACUACACCUGGCCGUUUGAUGACAUCAUCGUCUUUGCGUUCUCCUGCCAGGCUGCAGGCGUCUCCAUCCACGUCUGCAACCAGCAGCGCUUCGGCUAUUUGAACGUGCCCGCACAGCCCCACCAGGGUCUGGAGGACGACAGGGUCAACUUUAUCCACCUGGUCCUGGAGGCCAUGGUGGAUGGCCCUCCCAUGCAGCCUUCAGUCCACGUGUCCCUGCCCCCCAAGAAGCCUAGCCAGAUGGGGUUUGAUGAGGUGUUUGUCAUCAACCUGGCCCGCCGUCCAGACCGCCGGGAGCGGAUGCUGAACUCGCUGCACGAGCUGGAGAUUGUGGGGAGAGUGGUGGAGGCCGUGGACGGCAGCGCCCUCAACAGCAGCUCCAUCAAGAGUCUAGGUGUGGAUCUGCUCACUGGCUACUAUGACCCCUACUCCGGCCGCACGCUGACCAAGGGGGAGGUGGGCUGCUUCCUAAGCCACCAUGCUGUUUGGGAGGAGGUGGCAGCUCGGGGCCUGGGACAGGUUGUGGUGCUCGAGGACGACGUGCGCUUCGAGGCAAACUUCAAGCGUCGACUGGAACGGCUGCUGGAGGAGGUGGAGGCCAAGCAGCUGGAGUGGGAUCUGAUUUACUUGGGGCGGAAGCAGGUGACGUCGGAGGAAGAGGAGGCUGUGGCAGACGUCCACAACCUGGUGGUGGCCCACUACUCCUACUGGACCCUGGCCUACGCCCUGUCGCUUAGUGGGGCCCGUAAGCUGCUGGCGGCCCAGCCCCUCGGCAGGAUGCUGCCUGUGGACGAAUUCCUGCCCAUCAUGUAUGACAGGCAUCCAAAUGAGGAUUACAAGCAACAUUUCAGGCCCCGGGACCUGCGGGCCUUCGCGAUGCGCCCUAGUCUGGCCUUCCCCACGCACUACACCGGGGACGCCCAGUGGCUCAGCGACACGGAGACCUCCACCAUCUGGGACGACGACAGCAGGGCCACGGGCUGGAGCGGCUCCCACAAGACCCUGAAGGACACACGGCUCGAUGGCGGGGGCAGCAGCGGGCACAGCCUGCGCCCUACCUCCCGGGACGAGCUGUAACCCCGGGACCCGAGGGCCGGGUUCCGGGGAUCCUCUGGCCGGGUGCCCUCCGGAGCUUCAGGCAGGUUGCGCCGGAGGGAAUAGAGGUACCUACCUCCAUGGACCCCAGGCAGACAAGGAUUAAGUGAAGUCUCCUGGAAGUCGAUAACAGGGCCCCCCCGCCUCAGUUUCCCCUAUAGAGAGAGACUCCUUCCCUUUAGCAGUUAUCUGGGGCCUCUUUUCCCCAGACAGUUCCUCCCCAACCUGACACCCACACACACGUGCUUUCUCAGGGUUGGUCCUUGAUUCAGAGGGGCCAGGUUGCACCAGGGGUCCCCGUAAUGUGCCCCCUCACUGGCAUUACCCAAUCCUCAAAUGACUUCAAAUGAUCCAGUGAGGAGUAUCUAAUGAAUAUUUUCCCUAAAAGGGUAGUGGUGUUGGUUGGGCACCGGCAGGCACAGUCUCUUGCUGACCAGGGAAAGCCAGUUGGCAUGGCAAACCCCCAGUUUAAAGGGUAGGGACAGAAGGGGCUGUGCCCCUCCCACCCCCCCCCCCCCCCCCGCACAAGGCAGGUGGCUAGAAACCUCCAGUCCUGACUGGAUCUCUGCUAGCCUUUGCCCUUUCCUUGCCAGUGAUGUCUCUCCCCUCCUGGGAAGGGAUAAAGCCGGCUAACUGGUGCCAGCAAGGAUGUGGGGAUGCUUCUUUGGAUAUCUGGAUGGCUUCUCUGGAACGGGAGGUCUGCUGGGGGUUGGGGGAGGUGAGGAGAGGGUGAGUGGGUGGGUGGGGGCGGGUUCUCUUCUGGGAUCUGAUUCAUGGAAUAAAGUGGAAAAAAAUUCUCCAAA
Ornithorhynchus anatinus (platypus) is the source of this 2730-nucleotide messenger RNA. RefSeq names its product cerebral endothelial cell adhesion molecule (gene CERCAM). The record is from RefSeq and is a predicted model, not a curated record. NCBI's taxonomy places the organism in Eukaryota, Metazoa, Chordata, Mammalia, Monotremata, Ornithorhynchidae. Bases 359 to 1909 code for a protein of 516 amino acids. The transcript is spliced from 12 exons.